Messenger RNA from Ananas comosus (pineapple), 1448 nucleotides. Its product is annotated as mitogen-activated protein kinase kinase kinase 1. Gene Ontology annotation, molecular function: ubiquitin protein ligase activity; zinc ion binding. The record is from RefSeq and is a predicted model, not a curated record. Lineage: Eukaryota; Viridiplantae; Streptophyta; Magnoliopsida; Poales; Bromeliaceae. The transcript has a single exon. The coding region runs from base 190 to 1230 and encodes 346 amino acids.
AUUUUAUGUAGUUGGACAUAACAGUGUAUCAGGGAAAUCAUAUAGGAAGUGACGAACGUGAGUUGAUUAACUAUUACGAUUUUGCUUUUUCUUUUUUUUGCUUUUUUUCUUUUUUUCUUUUUUUCUUUUUUCAAUUCGUGCGUGUUGUGGCAAGCUGGAUUUUAAAUAGCGUGUAACUCAUUGGAUGGAAUGGUGAUCCGAAGGGAUCUUAUCAUCCGACCCAUCUUUGACGUAAUCCGGAGACUGAUCGUCAGCAAUGGGUUUGGGUUCGAAGCCACAGUUGGCUUGAGCCCAAAGUUACUUGGCAUAUCUACUCUCCCUUUCCCGCCCGUUAAUCAACCGCCACUCCUCGCCCGUACUCCAUCCUUCCUUCUUCCACAGCACUCAACGCAUCCCAUUCCCCCUCUUCUUCCACAACCAUCCCUCCUCCUCUGUUACAGAAAACACCCCAACCCACCGCAGUCACACCUGCACACCCAACCCAUGGAGUCCGUCGGAUCCAACUCCCCACCGCAGCCCACCCGCUACGCUGAUCCGGCCCAGCAGGUCGCUGACCGCAUCGUCCGCGCCCUCCGCCACCGCCUCCGCCUCCUCCACCGCGUCGGCCCUGACUUCUUCGUCCUCGGCGCCACCGGCAACGUCUACGCCGUCACCCUCUCCGCCCCCGCCCCCUCCUGCACUUGCCCGGACCGCGCCCCCGUCCCGUGCAAGCACGUCCUCUUCGUCCUCCUCCGUGUCCUCGGCCUCUCCUUCAACGACGCGUGCGUCUGGCGCCGCCAGCUGCGGCCAUGCCAGCUGGCACGGCUCCUGGCGGCCCCAACAGCGCCCGGCGUCCUCGCCGGUGCCCGGGCACGCGCGAGGUUCCACGAGCUCUUCUCCGGGCGGCGUCCCGCAGCGGCCGGGGACGGGGAGGGCGACACGGUCCGCGCGAGGGACGGAGGGGGGACGUGCCCGGUGUGUUUGGAGGAGAUGGGGGCGGGGGAUGGAGGAGACGGGAAGGAGGUGGCCGUGUGCAGCGCGUGCGGGAACUGGGUGCACGGGGAGUGCAUGACGAGGUGGAAGAGGAGCCGGGGGAGGAGGGCGGCGAGCUGCGUGGUGUGCAGGGCGCGAUGGAGGGAGCGGAGGGAACGCAACCGCUACAUCAACCUCUCAGCUUAUGUUAGCGAGGAGGAGGAGACGGAGAAUAUGAACGCCGACGAUGAGGCUGUGGAGGGAUCAUGUGGAGGAUAAUAACAAUGGGUUUGAGUUGAACGCGCAGGUUAUGAUCCCAGGAGUAGUUUGUAUAUAUGUAGUUUCUCUCUAGUUGAAACUCGAAAAAAAAAAAAAAAAAAAAUCAUAAUGCUGGUGAAAGAAAUAAAGAACUUGUCCACCUCUCGAGUCUUAUUUUCGAAAAUUUCCGAUAUCUAUCCUGCCUAAUUUUUUGGAAGAUACUAACCUUAAUGCCAAGA